UUCUAUGUAGGUUCAGAUGCGUGAGAAGGAAAGAGUUAUAACUAUCCGGUGGCGUUUGGCAAGUGGAGAAGUUACUCCCAGCAGUUGAGUCUUUGUCCAAGCUAAGCUAGGAUUUUCUGUCUUACUUUAAAAAUGAACACUUUAAUCAGGACAACUGCUCGGUGUUUCCGAGGUGGAGCGGUGCUAUUUAAUAAGCCUCAAGUUGACAGACAUCUGCCGUGUGCUUCGGCCCGACUCUUGUGCUCGGCAGAUAUACAGAAGAAUCUUGCCGAAAUGGUGAAGAAGGAUAAAGUGGUUGUGUUCAUAAAAGGGACGCCCGCUCAGCCAAUGUGCGGGUUUAGUAAUGCCGUUGUCCAGAUUUUGCGGAUGCACGGAGUUGACGACUACGCUUCGUAUAAUGUAUUGGAUGACCAAGACAUCAGACAAGGUGUGAAAACAUUCUCCAAUUGGCCCACGAUUCCACAAGUGUUCUUCAACGGGGAGUUUGUGGGUGGCUGUGACAUUCUGCUGCAGAUGCACCAGAGCGGUGAUCUGGUGGAUGAGCUCAAUAAACUGGGUAUAAGAUCUGCUCUCUUGGAUGCAGAGCAAGAGUCCAAGUAGACAAGCUGUUGAGUGACAGAGUUUGGAAGUUGGUAAAGGAUUCACCAGGCCAGGUGUUGGAGGAAGUUGGUUGACGUGACCUGUUUGGAGACUUACUUUGGUGGGGAUGAGACUACCCAAAAAGAUACACACACUGUCCAAAUCCUAUAUAUAGGAACACGUCAGAUCAUCAUCACAUUUCUUUUUGCUCCGUAUUUGAUUUUAUGUGGUCAAAAGAACUUAACUCAUGUAGUGCACUGUGUAUAUACGUGUUGUAUAUUAAGAUGUAAUGAUAUUUAAUUUAGAGGCAUGUCAAAUCUUUGUCAAUAAAAUAUUUUAAAGUCUA
Messenger RNA from Alosa sapidissima (American shad), 925 nucleotides. It is a transcript of the gene glrx5, whose product is annotated as glutaredoxin 5 homolog (S. cerevisiae). Bases 133 to 600 code for a protein of 155 amino acids. Lineage: Eukaryota; Metazoa; Chordata; Actinopteri; Clupeiformes; Clupeidae. The record is from RefSeq and is a predicted model, not a curated record. The transcript has 2 exons.